Diatraea saccharalis (sugarcane borer) is the source of this 1632-nucleotide messenger RNA. Lineage: Eukaryota; Metazoa; Arthropoda; Insecta; Lepidoptera; Crambidae. The record is from the annotation of a GenBank genome assembly.
AUGAAUGAGGAGACGAGAGCACAAAGGCUCGGCUACUGGCCCUUGCAGCCACGUGCUCCCACGCAGCCCAAGGGAAUUGUUACACACGAAAAUGGUCUGCCACGAAGACUACGAACAGCCUAUACAAACACACAAUUACUAGAAUUGGAAAAGGAAUUUCAUUUCAACAAGUAUCUAUGCCGACCACGAAGAAUAGAAAUUGCAGCUUCACUUGACCUCACCGAACGCCAGGUGAAGGUGUGGUUUCAAAACAGACGUAUGAAACACAAAAGACAAACAUUGAGUAAAAGUGAAGAUGGUGACGACAAAGAUUCAACUACUUCUGAGGGUGGAAAGAGUUCCAAGACUGGACUUGAUAAAUUCCUGGAUGAUGACGGUCCACUGUCUGGAAAGAAAAGUUGUCAGGGUUGUGAACUGCCAUCUGGAGCUCUCUGCUCGCCAGCUGAAGAACUACCAGAGCUCGCUUCACGAACAAGGAACAAUAAUACCCCAAGUGCCACGAACAACAAUAGUUUCGCAAGUGAUGGCGCUUCAAGUGUAGCUUCAUCUUCGUCGCUAGAUAAACUAGCUGAAGAUGACUCGAGAGAUGCUCAUCCACCAGCAACUACAGUUCCUGCAGCCCCCAGAAACUUAGCCAAAAGAAUCAAACAGGAAUCAAGAAAGCGAUCGCCUUCUUUAGAUACUGCGUGCAAAGUCUCACCAUCUUCCUCUAAAGAUGGUCUUGGAGUAAUAGCUGGUUUACCCGAUGGUGCAAAAUUUUCUUCAGUCAGUUUAACCCCGUCAUCGACACCAGGAACGCCAUCAAGCAUGCACCAGAGCCCACUCGGGUACUAUCCACGUCCGUCGCCUCCAAAUGCACCGCCAGGAGCUUCACAUCCUCAAGCAGUACCAAAUGCAAUGCCACCAUACGUCAUAAGAGGUAAUGCACCUCCAGGUCAAUUUGUACCACAUCCUGAUUUUCGCAUGGAUUCAAAACAAUUUGUGGGUAAACUGGCACAAUAUCCACAAAACAAUAGAAAUUAUGAGAGUUACGGGGGAGCGAUACAAGGCGCUGCAGAGCAGCACGCUUAUAGUCGAGGCCAGGCACAUGCACGGCAGCAAGAUGGUUCACCCGCAAGACCAACUAAUGGUAUUGGAUCACGCCAAACUUACCCGCACGAAAUGUACCAAAACUACGGUUACCCAACGUAUGGAAAAGAUCAGGCGACGUACGGACAUCCCGGUUACGAACAGUCACAGGCUUAUGGAGAACAUAUGGGUUACCCGAACAGCCAUUAUGGUUAUCACUAUCAUGAAGGUCAACACGAACAUCCACACAAUUAUUACGGUAGUGAAGCUCAGAAAAAUGCUCAUGGGAAUGAAUAUGCAAAGAAUGCUUAUUACGAUAGUAGCGCGUAUGGAGCACAACAGGGCCCUGCUACUGGAAGUUACGCAGCUAGCACUCAGACCAAUGCGGCUGGUGAACCGUACGCCAAUAAUUCUGCCGAUUGCGGCGAUGGUUACGGUUCAUUCCAACAGUUUUAUGAAGCGACACAUGCCGCUCCAACUGGCGACAACUCUAACUCAUCUUCAGACUUCCAUUUCCUCAGCAACCUCGCUAACGACUUCGCGCCCGAAUACUACACCAUUUGA